AUAUCUAGAAAACAUCAUAUUUUAGAAAUUGUCAAAUGAUGUUCAGAAUGCAAAUGAUACGAGAUUUAAAGGACCUUAUAUUUCAUUUUGAAGUUGUUUCAUUUCUUAUACUAUAAGCUAACCCGGAAGAAGAAAUAAACAAAUAUCAAGUUUUUAUGUGUUUGACCUGUAAACUAUAAAAGUAACAAAGCAGGAAUUUCUGAUUUUGUUUCUUUCCGUGUUGUAAUAACGGAUCUGGAAUAAAUCAUGGCUGUUUUUCAGUGGUCUUUUCUUCUGUGUUUCUUCAUUUCUCACUGGAUAUCAACUACUGCAGGGGAAUCCUACGUAUGUACUGUGUGCAAGUGUACCAGUUCGAAUAACAAAUUAAGAAUAGACUGUCGUGACCGAUUCAAGGUGGGGUUUAACAUAACUUUAUUUCCGAAAAACACAGUCUGGAUGGAUCUAAGUGGAAAUAACAUAGAGGGAAUAGAUUGGAGAUUUCCGAAAAAAGUCAGACAUAUUGAUUUGUCAAGAAACUGCAUCUCAUCUCUCCAUGGUAAGCCAUUUGAAAGACUAAUUUUUCUGAGAUAUCUAAAUCUCGAACAAAACAAGAUAACAUUUUCUGAAUCUAAUUAUUACCCAGACGUAUUUAUACACCUUGAACGUUUGCACACAUUGAAUAUCAAAAACAAUUCUAAGACGUCCGUGAGUGCACACAAUAUUGAUACAGCCUUCUCAAAGCUUGUGUCUCUAAAAACACUGAAGAUGGAUCUACCAUUCAAUGUCUCCUUUGGAAGUGGGUUUAAGAAUCUGAAGAGUCUUUCGAGACUCGAUGUAUCGGGAAUAACAGGACAAUGCAACAUAGUGUAUCUUUCUGGAAGUUUUUUCCAAAAUACACCUUUUUUGAAAGAAAUUGAUGUCAGUGACUGUCAAAUAUCCAACGCUGAGAAAGGGCCAUUCAUAUAUCUAAGCCACUUGGAAAAACUGGAUAUUUCUCACAAUAAAGAGCUAGGAUUCUCCUCUCUGCCGAAUAUAACGUGGGGAUUGAAUCAGACGUCAAUAAGAACUUUUCGUGCAGAUGACAUCCAUUGUUUAAUUGGCAUCGGAACACAGCUAACUAUGUCACACAUUGAACAUUUGCGCCAAACGCGACUUGUUGAGAUUUCCUUUGCACGAAAUAGGAUGGAGUUAAUUGGAAAAGGUGUUUUGCCCCAUAUGCCAGAAACGCUGGAAAAGCUGUCAUUUGGUUUAAAUCGACUUACUACGGGUAUAUACCUUUUUGAAUUUCAUACUCUGCGUAAUUUGAAGGAAUACAAUAUGACUUUACUCUUGAAAUCUCAGAAAUAUUAUGCUUCUAUUUUUGAAAAUUGUAUUGAGAAGAGGGAUUCAACUAUAUCAAUAGGAUUAUUAAAUGAAAUUGACAAAAGAGAUGGGCAAGGAAUGUUGAAUUAUUGGAAGCCAAAUAUAACAUGGUAUUUUCCUCCAAAACUUGAAACAUUGUUCGCAAAUUCUAGCAAACUGUACAUGGAAUUUCCAGCAGUGAUAAUUAAUGCAACGAGCUUGAAAAACGUGUAUUUUCAAAACAAUAUGCUAUUCGAGUGGAAUCUUCCUGUGUUUGGAGCGGAGAAGCUGGAAAGGAUUGACUUAUCGAAUAAUUUCUGCUCUCGUAUGUCACCACACUUUACUAAGACUGCGACUGGCCUGAAAUACAUGAAUAUCGCGAGAAAUAUGUUGGCGCGUUCGUUAAAAGCUGACCAAAGAUGUCAAUUAUUCAGAAAUCAACGUCGGAUCGAGGAAUUUGAUUUUUCGGAUAAUAGACUUGUUCAUCUACCGAUUUGUACUUUUCAGAACAUGGCGAGAAUGAAAAUAUUAAGACUUAAUAACAAUCAGCUGACGGGUGUUAAUAUCAGAAUUCGCCAUAUGAUUAACCUUUCUUUUGUUGAUCUUUCAAACAACAGACUAACAACAUUUACGGACGAAACUAUUGAAGAAUUUAACCAACUGUUUGCGAAAACAAAGGUUUUGAUAAAUCUUAAAAAUAACAAAUUUCAAUGUACAUGUGAAAAUUUUGAUUUUCUAAGCUGGAUGAAUCAACACAAGCACCAUUUCCUUCAAAUAGAGAAGUAUGUUUGCUCUGAUCAGAAUAAUAGAUUUGAUUUUCGGAAAUUGGAACAAUCUCUUCGUGAACUAAAAAUUCAGUGCAUGAAUUUAGAAAUGUGGAUUGUUAUCGGGUGUGUCAUGAUAACUCUUGUAAUUUGCGUAAUAGCUGUUUUGAUAAUCAAGAAAAAUAUUUGGCACAUUAGAUACUUUCUGCAUAAGAAUCCAAGAGGGGGAUCUUGAAGUAUAUAUAAAGGACUAGAGGAUGGAAGUCAAGAACCCUUGCUUGUAGCAGACGGGCGGAAUUCAAACGCUCGCGAAGUAUCUAUGAAUUCUGAAAACUCCAUAACUGAAAACCAGCAAAGGAGAAUACGCUAUCCCUAUGAUGUAUUCAUAUCUUAUGUCGGAGCGAACAGAAAAUUCGUCAUGGAUGAAGUGAAACCGAGAUUGGAGGAGAACGGAUUGAAAGUAUUUAUCCGUGAUAUUGACUUUGAAGCUGGAGAUAAUAAAAUUGACAAUAUCAUGAGAGCUCUUGGGAAAAGCAGCAAAACCAUAUGUGUGGUGUCCAAACCCUACUUAAAAUCUAAAUGGCGAACUUACGAACUGAAUAUGGCGAAAAUGGAAGGAAUGAAAGCAAGAGGAUCUCUCCGAUAUGUUCAACUUAUAUUAAUGCCUGAUCUGUUUAAAGAGAGUACUAGUUGCAACACGAAAAUCAGAGAUUUGAUUGACCAGAAAUGUUUCCUUGAAUGCCCACCCAAGGAUUCGUCUCUACAAGAUAUAUUCUGGAGAGAUCUUAUUAGUACUAUUAAAAGUCCUCACUGACUAAGUUACUUAACAUGGAAUUGAUAUCAAUAGUAUUCAGUAUGAUUGAAAUGAUAUGUAAAAUUACACGUGAAUCACUUCAUAGUUUUGGUCUGAUACAUUUAUUCAUUAUUAAUUAAUUUAUUAUAAUUAUUAUAAAUUCAUAUUGCGCUUUACCAAAUCAAUACUAUCCUAAAGCGCUUUACAUAUCAAAGCAAACUAAAUCUUAAGGACAAUAAAUAUAUCAAAGACUUAAAAUAAUAUUAAAGUGAAGUAACUAAGAAUACCUAUUUUAACUACAGAUUACUUCGAUACCUUAUGCUACGGUUCUUAGCGGAUAUGAAAUGUAAAGAACUGAUGCUUACUCUCCUCUUAUAUACCUAAACCCUCAACUGCUGUGUCUAGUGUUUCGUGUUUACUCUGAAUUUUGUAUUCUGUAUAGGAAUGAUGUUAUUGGUCACUGUACGUUACAUUUAUUUUUCCAUUUUUAAAUGACAUAUUUAUACAACAUUUUUAUUGGUGUUUCUUGUUCCCUAGGGUGCAAUCCGCUAUCUGACUCAUUUAAUAAUCAGAUGCUGUACAAAGCUAUAGGUUUUUAUAAUGUAAAUAUUAACUACUGUAAGCGAGAUUCACGUAUAUUACACCUGAGAUGGAAAUAGGAUCUAACAAAUUUAUUCCAUUUUGAGAAUUUUUAUUGAAGUUAGUUUUAGGAAUGUUUGUAACGCUGAUAUGGUGUAUGUUUAUAUUAACUGCAUUGGCAAUACUAGUAGUGGCCCGAGUUAAGUUCACGCAUGUGCACUCUUAUAUAUUACUUGAUUUUAUGUAAUAUAUCCAUAUCUAUUUCGUCUUAAACUAUUUUCUUUCUCAAAUCCUUUGUGUUAUGAGAUGUUAAUAAAUUCUAAUGUGCAAUGACA
Ostrea edulis (European flat oyster) is the source of this 3791-nucleotide messenger RNA. RefSeq names its product toll-like receptor 4. The transcript has a single exon. Gene Ontology annotation, molecular function: protein binding. Bases 247 to 2319 code for a protein of 690 amino acids. Lineage: Eukaryota; Metazoa; Mollusca; Bivalvia; Ostreida; Ostreidae. The record is from RefSeq and is a predicted model, not a curated record.